Molecule: messenger RNA, 2391 nt
Organism: Exophiala viscosa
Lineage: Eukaryota; Fungi; Ascomycota; Eurotiomycetes; Chaetothyriales; Herpotrichiellaceae
Exons: 1
Coding region: 98-2212 (704 amino acids)
Biological process (GO): regulation of transcription by RNA polymerase II; DNA-templated transcription
Cellular component (GO): chromatin
Molecular function (GO): DNA-binding transcription factor activity, RNA polymerase II-specific; RNA polymerase II cis-regulatory region sequence-specific DNA binding; zinc ion binding
Source: RefSeq, a predicted model, not a curated record
GUGCGCCCAGCAAUGAGGCUACUUCCUUCAUGAUGUUUCGCACGUCCUCGCAGCCAUAAGUCAGCAUUGGGCGACAACAGUGCUGACAGCCUACCUGAUGGCGAACUACGCCAGUCUGAACGUGUGUCCUACUUGUUCCAAAUCAUACAAGAGGCCCGAGCAUUUGCGUCGCCACCAAAUAUCGCACGGUACGGAAAGGCCUCAUGAAUGCAUGGGAUGCGGAAACACGUUCCAGCGCUCUGAUGUGCUGAAGCGACAUCUCAGGACGUGCGACAAUUUGUUCGAUCAUCCCGCGCAAUCGACAGAGCCAAGUGUCAAAAGACGUGCUCUUUCCAAUCCUCAAACCCAACCGGAUCCUACCAUCAGUCUUCUUGACUCAUAUGACCUCCCAGCAUCUACCGACGAGAACAGCAUUCGCCACGGCGGCGGCGCUCCAUCUUUUACCAACAUAGCCGGCUGGGUUUCUUGUGGCCUGUCGAGCCAUGAUUUCGACGUCCCAUCUGAUAGCUGGCAGGACUUUCUCAACUUGGGUUCAGGAGUCCAGAGCCCGGCUAGUGCAAUGUCCGAUGAGAGACACCAUGACGACCGAUCUCUGAACUUCUUGGCCAAUUUCACGAGUGAGACUGGUCUCGUCGAUGCUUUCGAUUGCGGUACACUCGAGCAACGGCGGCGAGUCGCAACAAGCUUCCAAAACGACGUUGUAGGGUCUAAGAAGCACACUGCUGUGCCCGUACCAGCAUGUGCAGACUCCACUGUGGCUUUCGCAGGGAACCCAACAACAUCAGACGUCAAUGAAGAGUAUAACUCUCAAGCGGCCGUUCUUCAGUGGCUCUCCGAUCCCCUAUCGCUCAAGUCUCACGAGAUCAUCACUUCUAUCAAAGACGUUGUGCUGCAGCAAUCCAAAAACAGCUGCGUCGACCUUUCGUGGUCAAACACAGCAGAAGAAGCCUGCUUACAUUUCUUUUCUCCAAUGAACAUCCGACGGUAUAUCCACUUUUAUUGGGCAAUUUGGCACCCUAACGUAAAUAUCAUGCACAAAGCCACGUUUCAUUCCGCCUCUGCGAAACCCGAGCUUGUCGCAGCAAUGUCAGUGAUGGGGGCAUGUGUCUCGCCAGAACCAUCGGAUCGCGAGUAUGCGAGGCGCUGGUUCAAUUGUGUUGAAGAACUGGUUUUCAGCAUUGACGACCUCUGCGAUGACAGCCCUGUUUCCAGCUUUUGCGACACUGGCGAGGCUCAAUGGUGGCGAGGAAAGCUGAGAGCACUACAAGCUGCAUACAUGGUGUGUCUCUACCAGAACUGGGAAGGAACACACUCGAGCAAGCGUCGAAUUCGCCGAUACCGCUACAGCACGAUGGUUGCAGCUGCCAGAGACACCCUUCACAAUGCCCGGCAUCCCAACUACCGGCAACAAAACCUAUGCGAUUUCUCUUUCAAGAACUUUGCAGCCAGAGAAGAGCUGAUUCGAGUGUGUCUGUGGAUCUUCCUCUUGGAUACCGCCUUCGUGAUCUUCAACAAUUUGCCUCCACGUAUGGUAAUUCGGGAAAUGAGAAUGAGCCCGGCUAAGCCUGAGGCUUGUUUUCAGGCCUUGACUGCAGAAGAUUGCUUCAACAGUCUGGCGCAAGAACAGCAAGACAGUGCUCUGCAGCCAGUGGAGUCGUUGGAUUUCGCUUCAGCUUUCGAGAUGCUCUAUCGAAGCCAUGUCGAUGACGACUCCAGCACUAUGCUGGCCGGUCUAGGACCUCUCAAUCUCUUCGCCAUGACAUCUGCACUGCAUUCUCUCAUAUUUCACUAUCAAAGUUCCUUCAGCUGUCAGGGUUCGCUAAGUGCCAUUCAGCAAGGCCUGCAGAAUUGGGAAAUGGUCUGGAACAUUUACGUUACACGUUUCUCUGAAACACCACGCCACUCUCCGGUGACUUCCUCCAUGCACGAUCUUGCUUCGGAUGAUAUGUGGAGGCGUGUUGGUUUUACACGUCAUGCGUCAGAGUACUGGCUUCUUGCAAAACUCAUGGUAGAUCGUCUCUCCACAUCAGACGAUGAAGGUGCUGAAGCCGCGGCGUUCUCGAACGGUCUAGUGCAGAAACCAAUGAGCCUUUCUAGCAUCGAGUCCGCCGGCCCGCUUCUCAGGCAAUACGACCAAACGAGUAUGCAACAGGUUAACAACUUGAUUUCUGAAUUCCAAAAAGUGUGUAUCCGGUCAGAUAGUAAGGAUUGACAGUGCUCAAAUCGUUUCGGGUUGUACAGUAUCAAUAUUUAUGCCGUGUAUAACCGAGGAGGAACACCAUCUUGACGAUCGGCUUUGACCGAGCAUGGCCAUCGUCUUGGAAGAUGCACUACCAUGCCAACACAGGUUUUAUGACCUGUACAUCAAUUGUCAGAUACAGCCAGUGCCUA